CGGACAUAAAAUCAGAGUUUGUUUUGAUUACAGGUUGAGUCAAUUUGUUGUGUUGGAUUGUGUCUCGAAAGUAUGCCUCUUCCUCCUGCUCUCGCUGCUAAAUUAGCAAAAAGGGGAAUUAUAAAAGAACCAGACCCCGAACCAGGAGCACCCACAGAGGAAGAAAUUAUCGCCGAGGAUUACGAUGACACGCCUCAGCAGACCUCCAUCGCCUACACGCCAGUCGAGUCGCUUUCCAUUGAUCCUUACAUGGGUUAUAUAGGGUGCCCAAAUAAAUGGAAUGUAUACCAUGAAUGUACCCCAAUGUGCAGAGAACAUUGGAAAGAAGGGAAGCAGAUCAGUUCAGACUAUGACCGUCGUAGGCUAAAGAUGCUGAUCAAAUAUCCCUUGCCAAGUCACUGGAAGGAGAUUCUGGAUCAGGGCUUAGGCCGCUACUACUACUGGAAUACAGAAACCGAUCGAGUCUCCUGGUUGCCGCCAGGUCAUCCUCGCUGCCAAGUAUCACGAUCUGCAGCAACCCUCCGCAAAGAGAUGGCAGCAGAGAUGAAGAAGAACCGCCAAGGAAUUGCAGAGGAAGAUGUUGACAUGAACCCUAUGGAUGAGGAUGAGGAUAAGGAUAUGGAUGAUGGCAAGAGUGACAGAUCUGAUGCUUCAGAUGAUGAGCUAAGCCAAAGAGAGAAGAGAGACUCAGAGCGGCAGGAUCGAAGGAGAGACAGAGACAGGGACCGAGACCGUGGACGUGAAAGGAGGGGUCGAAAGAGAGCCCAUGCGGAGGAACUGGACCCCAUGGAUCCUGCAUCCUAUGGAGAAUGUGGAAGGGGCACUUGGGCAUCGGGUCUGCCUCAGAGGAAUGAAGCCCGUACAGGUGCGGACGUCACAGCCAGUGGACCUUUAUUCCAGAUGCGACCCUACCCCUCACCUGGAGCUGUUCUUCGAGCCAAUGCACAAGCUGCAUCAAUUGGACCCAAGAAAUCUUAGAGUAGAUUAGGGAUUGUUUUGUGUGCAUGCGUGUGUAUUUUUGCUAAGUGUCAAAUUUUGUAGAGUUUUGUUUCCUCAUUGUUUUUUCACUGGGAGCAGUACUGUAAAGAGUUUCAUUAUCAUAUUUUAUUCCACGUUUGGAGUAAUAAUAAUGUUUAUAAGUAGCAUAUAUGUAAAAGUGCAAAGUAAAAUUUUUCACUUGCCCAUGUAUAAAUCAUGUGAAUUACAGUAUAAUACAAUGUACUACAUAGUAAUCUUCAAUAGUUAAUGAGGAAAUAGCUCAAAAUGUUAUGUACAUAUAUAUUUUCACCUACACAAUUACAUUUACAAAACUUACAACAUUUCCACUAUGAGAAGAUUAAAUAAAUAGAAAGAUAGUACAUGUAUUAGGAGCAUUUAGAAAAUAUAACUGACAGGCUGUUUGACACAUAUAACUUCUUAGGUAUAAUAAUUUCUUGGUGUGUCAUUUCAAUAGGCAAACAAUAAAGUCAUAUUCCAAU
Molecule: messenger RNA, 1478 nt
Organism: Penaeus chinensis
Lineage: Eukaryota; Metazoa; Arthropoda; Malacostraca; Decapoda; Penaeidae
Gene: PQBP1
Product: polyglutamine-binding protein 1-like
Exons: 6
Coding region: 73-978 (301 amino acids)
Biological process (GO): alternative mRNA splicing, via spliceosome
Cellular component (GO): nuclear body; cytoplasm
Molecular function (GO): protein binding; ribonucleoprotein complex binding
Source: RefSeq, a predicted model, not a curated record